Mycena indigotica is the source of this 387-nucleotide messenger RNA. RefSeq names its product 60S ribosomal protein. Gene Ontology annotation, biological process: translation. The transcript is spliced from 5 exons. The coding region runs from base 1 to 387 and encodes 128 amino acids. The record is from RefSeq and is a predicted model, not a curated record. Lineage: Eukaryota; Fungi; Basidiomycota; Agaricomycetes; Agaricales; Mycenaceae. Gene Ontology annotation, cellular component: cytosolic large ribosomal subunit; ribosome. Gene Ontology annotation, molecular function: structural constituent of ribosome.
AUGGCCGUCAAAAUCCCCAUCGUCAAAAAGCGCACCAACAAAUUCAAGCGCCACCAAUCGGACCGCUACCACAGCGUGAAGGAGGCAUGGCGGAAACCCAAGGGUAUUGACAACAGAGUUCGUCGCCGGUUCAAAGGCCAAACCCCCAUGCCCAAGAUCGGCUAUGGAAGCAACGCCAAGACCCGCCAUCUGCUCCCGAAUGGCCUGAAGAAGUUCCUGGUCAACAACGUGAGGGAAGUCGACCUUCUUCUCAUGCACAACAAAACCUUUGCCGCCGAAAUCGCCCAUGGUGUUUCCAGCCGAAACCGCACGACCAUCCUUGAACGUGCAAAGGCGCUCGGAAUCAAGGUGACGAACCCAGCGGCACGGUUGCGCUCUGAGGAGUAG